CUCGAAAGUUUCCGCCUGGAGCUACAUUUGUUGUGCAGAACACUGCAGUUAACUGACGUCUUGUGAACAUAUUCUAGUUUUGACACAUGCAAACAACAUAAAGUACAUAUAUUUAGCAGCUGGUGAAACAGGUUGGUGUAUUUACGUCACUAACUGUAAACUAUUUCAGUGUUUGUUUUGAGGAUAAAAGUGCUGGGCCGCAUUGGUUACCGUUAGCCAGCUACUGUAGCUGCUAUGCUAACUAUCUGAAACCACUCAGUCGUAACGUUAGCAUCUAGUCGGCUAGCUAUCUUUUGGUUUUUAGUUUCAGUGCUUAGCUAGCUACAUAUCGGAGAUUUAGCUAGUUUGCUAGCAAAUGUGUCACAGUGAUGUCUGCUUUCUAGCGACUCGAUUAAAGAUGCCAAUAUCAUGGCUAAUGUUUAAAAAUAAAUAAUAUUAACUAACGUUACAGUAGAUAGCAAGAUAAAUCCAUUCAUUGGCAGUUUAUGCAUGAAUUAUAGUUAUUUGGCUGGCCAGCCAGGUAUCCAGUGAUAGUAGGCUACUAGUAUAUGAAAGACACAGCACAUCUACACAUUUACCACACUGAUCUCAUUGACUAUCUCACUAUUCCCCCCCCACUCAUACUCCCCACCCUACUCAUACUCCCCCCUCUCUCUCACUCCCCUCUCUCUUCAUCCCUCAGCUCUCUGUAGUCAGGUGUCAUGAUGACCACCAUCGUCCAUGACACCACUGAGGCGGUGUGUCUGUGUCAGGAGUACAACCUGUUCCUGAAACCCAUCGCCAAGAUGACUGUGAGUGAUACACACACACACUGUCACAUACACUUGGACCUGAAGUAGUUAAACGAGCAUCUCCAACUUAACGUAUUUGACUUCCAGGUGAGCAUGUAAUACAGUGCUAUGUAUUGUAUGAUUUCUCUUUCAGGUGAGUGUGGCACUGCCCCAGCUGAAGCUGCCUGGGAAGAGCAUCUCUAACUGGGAGGUGAUGGAGAGGGUGAAGGCCAUGGUAGCUCCUGAACAGUUUUCUGCCCUCAGGUAGGCAUGGGCCCUAUGGGCAAUUCCACAAUAAGUGAUGCUGAGACUCAAACAUAAACCAAUGAUUGCAAAACAAACCAUACAACUCUAUGCACAAGGACGUCUUUUAACAAUUUCCAAUGAAAAUGUUACAAAAACACAUUUACUUGAAGAACAGUUCAGAUGUAACAGAAUGACGGUUUGUGCUGUUUGUGCCGUCAUUCUGUUACCAAACUUUGCAUCUGCACUGUUCUUCAAGGAAACUGUUAAAAUUAUUAAUUGGUCAUGGAGUUGUAUGGUUUGUUUAACUUUGCAACCAUUGGUUUUUAUUUGAAAUACAUUUUAAAGUGAAACAUUUUAGUCUCAGCAUCACCCUGUUACCAUGGAAUUGCCCCUAUCCAUACAAACACAUUCAUACUGUUAUAGUCAUAGGUCACAUAUUUUUUAUGUGUGUCGUUAUAGCAAUAGCCAAGCUAAUAACUCUACAAUAACCAACAGUAAAACCAUGACAAUACUGAUAAUACGGCCAAUGGGUUGCCUGGUAUCAAUAUUUUCUGGUACUGAUAUAUGAAUUGUAUGGAGAGGUAAACGUCCCACCUCUGUCUCUCCCCAGGAUCUCUAAGAGCACCAUGGACUUCAUUCGCUUUGAGGGCGAGGUGGAGAACAGAGGGGUUGUGAAGAUCCUGCUGGCCAAACUGGACGGGAAGAGCAUCAAACUCAGCGGCUUCACUGACAUACUCAAGGUAGCUGAGCUAAUGUUAUGUAGGCCUGAAAAUGUAAGGGGGAAACGUAAAGUGUAACAAUCUGUAUUUUUUGUGACAGACUGCCUUCCCCAGGUUCUUGCAAAACAGAACUCUCUUUCUCCCAAUCAACUGAUAAUAAUGAAUAAUUUCUCCCUGGUCUGUGGGGUGUCCAGGUGCGUGCGGUAGAGAAUAAGAUGGACUUCCCAACACGUUACGACUGGGACUCGUUCUUCCGUGACGCCAAGGACAUGAACGAUACUGUUCCAGGGGAGAGGCCAGACACCAUCCACCUGGAGGGCCUGCCCUGCCGCUGGUUUAUCCUGCCUGACGGACCCCCCGACCGGCCCUCCGAGACCGCCCUGCAGGCCAUCUUCCAGGUAGGGAGGGACGCACCAUAUACCUAGCAAUCAAUCACUCAAUCCACCAUCGAUUGGUCAAUCAAUCACCCUAACACACCCCCACUAACCCUAACACGCACACCCCCUAACCGUACAUCUCCUCCCAGGGUUUUGGUCCGGUGCGUCACGUGGACAUCCCAAUGCUGGACCCGUACAGAGAGGAGACACUGGAUAAGAACUUCAACACCUUCACCUUCGGUGGCCAUCUUAACUUUGAGGCUUACGUCCAGUACCAGGAGUACGAUGGCUUCGCCAAGGCCAUGGACACACUGAGAGGCAUGAAGCUCAUGUACAAAGGAGAGGACGGCAAAGCUGUAGCCUGCAACAUCAAGGUAUUGAACUACACUCACUAUCCACACUACAGGCACACACAUACACUGUGUGUACAAAAUAUUAAGAAGACCUUACUAAUAUUGCAUUGCAUCAGCCCUUUUGCCCUCAGAACAGCCUCAAUUCUUCAGGGCAUGGACUCAUGGUGUCGAAAGCAUUCUUGAUACACACAAACUUUUGAGCGUAAAAAACCCAGCAGCUUUGUAGUUCUUGACACAAACCGGUGUGCCUGGCACCUACUACCAUACCUCGUUCAAAGGCACUUAAAUAAUUUAUAUUGCCCAUUCACCCUCUGAAUGGCACACAUACAGAGUCCAUGUCUCAAUUGUCUCAAGGCUUAAAAAUCAUUAUUUAACCUGUCUCCUCCCCUUCAUCUACACUGAUUGAAGUGGAUUUAACAGGUGACAUCAAUAAGGGAUCAUAGCUUUCACCUGGUCAGUCUAUAUCGUGUAAAGAGCAGGUGUUCUUAAUGUUUUGUACACUCAGUGUAUAUAAACACACUAAGAGGGAUGAAACCCUAAUAGAAGAGAGAGGAGGGUAAGGCUGUGUUAGAUUUGGGUUAGGGUUGAGGGGAUUGUCCUGUUGUGUGUUAGUUAAUGAGAAGGGCUGUUUAGAGAGAGGGUUAGAGUCAGUACAGAAAGGCUUGUGUAGGGCAACAGGUUUAAGGCCUUUUAGUGAAAUGAAAGUCAGGGCUGUAUUAUCAUUCCAAGGAUCACUGGGCUAAACCAGAGACCUGGUCCCUAAUCCAGAACUAAGCCAUACUGCCUUAAUGAAGAGGAUGGAGAGAAAGAGGGAGGGGUGUAGGUAGAAAUGAGGAGAGAGAGCUGAGUGUCUAAUCCACGGGGGUCAAAGCCUCUCAACCCAAAUGAAGAGAAUGAAGGGAGGGGAUGAGGAGAGAGGGGGUGGAAGGAGGAGAGUAGCAUGUCUGUCUGUCUUUUUGUCAGGUGACCAGAGUGUCACUAGUGCACUCUACAGUCCUACCCCAACUCUAAUCAGGUGAACCACUCAGCUAACUGUCUGUCUGUCAGGUGACCUUUGACACCAGUAAGCACCUGAGUGACGUGGCUCUGAAGAGACGCCAGCAGGAACGACUGAGAAUACAGGAGCUGGAGAGACAGAGGGAGGAGCAGAAACGCAGAGAGAAGGAGGAGGAGGAGAAACGCAAGGAGGAGGAAAGGUAUGCUGAGAAAAAGAGAAGAAGCAAUGUGCUUUGUCUGAAAACAGUGUCCCCUGUCUAUCUAAUCCUUUCUUCAUUACUGGCCCUACCGUUUUCCUAGUCCUUGUUUCUUAAGUGUCUCUACCGUGAUCUUCGUCAUGGUGAUGGGUCCUAGGCCGGGAUUCAGUCCGAACCUCGCAAUAGCACAGGUCAAUAUACAGACGACAAAGCGGCUUUCAAAGGCAUUUGCCCGACGUUUGCAGGGAUUACUUUCAUGGUAAACACUGUGUCAGCUCAACCGUAAAUUACUUAGUCUUCAAGUGUGUAGAGGGGAGCUUCCACCAUAUUGCGGUCACCCAUCCAGUCCUUCAGAUCUACAAACAGAAAGUAGUAGGAACCAGUGGCGGCAGUGACGUUUAAGAUGAGGGAGGACGAUUCUUUUUUUAACGCGCAUUGCCUUAUUUCUAGUACAGCAUAUUGGAUUACUGUCAUUCAUAUUCCAUUCACGCAGCUCAAUGUAACAUCGAUAGGUUUAGGUUACUACAUGAUUCUAAAAUUUUCCCUAUACCCAUCAUGAGGUUGGUACAACCUAGGCUGUGAAUUAAAACCUACAGCGUAGGUGCACAGGUCGAUAGAAAUUUGACUAAUCAAGGUGACAGACAUUGACACAUUCAAUAUCGCCUUGCACAAUCUUGCCUGCAUCUUGCUGAUCUAGGGUGUAAUCAUUGGUCCAACAGUUACAAACAAGAGUUUCUAUUGGACAAAUUCAGGUAUGUUUAUCCCCGUUUCGUUCCAUUUGCUUCAGUUUAAGAAAAGUCUUUCAACACAAUCGGCGGAAUGAAUACACUCCUGAUCACACGCAAACACAGUUCACUGUCAUAGCAGCCACAUACAAACAGCAUGAUCCCUUUGAUCAUUGGAUAAUUCCUUCUUGCAUCUACACGCUCUCCUCUCACCUUUUCCCUUCGCUUAAGGACUUACGUUUACGUCAUUUAGCAGACGCUCUUAUCCAGAGCGACUUACAAAUUGGGGCAUUCACCUUAUAGCCAGUGGGAUAACCACUUUACAAUAUGUUUUUUUCUUUCUUUGGGGUGGGAUAAGGGGGGUAGAAGGAUUACUUUAUCCUAUCCCAGGUAUUCCUUAAAGAGGUGGGGUUUCAAGUGUCUCCGGAAGGUGGUGAGUGACUCCGCUGUCCUGGCGUCGUGAGGGAGCUUGUUCCACCAUUGGGGUGCCAGAGCAGCGAACAGUUUUGACUGGGCUGAGCGGGAACUGUGCUUCCGCAGAGGUAGGGAGGCCAGAGGUGGAUGAACGCAAUGCCCUCGUUUGGGUGUAGGGACUGAUCAGAGCCUGAAGGUAAGGAGGUGCCGUUCCCCUCACAGCUCCGUAGGCAAGCACCAUGGUCUUGUAGCAGAUGCGAGCUUCAACUGGAAGCCAGUGGAGUGUGCGGAGGAGCGGGGUGACGUGAGAGAACUUGGGAAGGUUGAACACCAGACGGACUGCGGCAUUCUGGAUGAGUUGUAGGGGUUUAAUGGCACAGGCAGGGAGCCCAGCCAACAGCGAGUUGCAGUUAUCCAGACGGGAGAUGACAAGUGCCUGGAUUAGGACCUGUGCUUCCUGUGUGAGGCAGGGUCGUACUCUCCGAAUGUUGUAGAGCAUGAACCUACAGGAUCGGGUCACCGCCUUGAUGUUAGCGGAGAACGACAGGGUGUUGUCCAGGGUCACGCCAAGGCUCUUUGCACUCUGGGAGGAGGACACAACAGAGUUGUCAAUCGUGAUGGCGAGAUCAUGGAACAGGCAGUCCUUCCCCGGGAGGAAGAGCAGCUCCGUCUUACCGAGGUUCAGCUUGAGGUGGUGAUCCAUCAUCCACACUGAUAUGUCUGCCAGACAUGCAGAGAUGCGAUUCGCCACCUGGUUAUCAGAAGGGGGAAAGGAGAAGAUUAGUUGUGUGUCGUCUGCGUAGCAAUGAUAGGAGAGGCCAUGUGAGGAUAUGACAGAGCCAAGUGACUUGUACACAACACAUCAGCUGUCUGUGAUCAGGCGGAAAAAACUUUCCAAGCCAAACCUUCAUAUCAUAACCGCUAACCACUACACACAGCCUACAUCGUUCUCACCAUAUUAGCUAACGUCAAGUUAACAUAGCUACUAGAACUAACGUGUUAGUAAACCCGCUACAAUCAUGCAGUACAGUUAGCAAGCAGUUUAGCAGUUACACCGGCAGGCCCCGGGUGGCAAUAAAUUAAUAAAACCAAAAGGUUACCUUGACUUGGAAGAGUUCCAGUGUUGGAUAGCCAGCUAGGUAAGAUAGCAUCCCUCACUGUUUGAGCCGGGUGUUUGAAUAGGCUAAAUUAGUUAGCUGCAUUCGCUAGCUACAGUGGGGGAAAAAAAAGUAUUUAGUCAGCCACCAAUUGUGCAAGUUCUCCCACUUAAAAAGAUGAGAGAGGCCUGUAAUUUUCAUCAUAGGUACACGUCAACUAUGGCAGACAAAAUGAGGGAAAAAAAUCCAGAAAAUCACAUUGUAGGAUUUUUUAUGAAUUUAUUUGCAAAUUAUGGUGGAAAAUAAGUAUUUGGUCACCUACAAACAAGCAAGAUUUCUGGCUCUCACAGACCUGUAACUUCUUCUUUAAGAGGCUCCUCUGUCCUCCACUCGUUACCUGUAUUAAUGGCACCUGUUUGAACUUGUUAUCAGUAUAAAAGACACCUGUCCACAACCUCAAACAGUCACACUAUGGCCAAGACCAAAGAGCUGUCAAAGGACACCAGAAACAAAAUUGUAGACCUGCACCAGGCUGGGAAGACUGAAUCUGCAAUAGGUAAGCAGCUUGGUUUGAAGAAAUAAACUGUGGGAGCAAUUAUUAGGAAAUGGAAGACAUACAAGACCACUGAUAAUCUCCCUCGAUCUGGGGCUCCACGCAAGAUCUCACCCUGUGGGGUCAAAUUGAUCACAAGAACGGUGAGCAAAAAUCCCAGAACCACACGGGGGGACCUAGUGAAUGACCUGCAGAGAGCUGGGACCAAAGUAACAUAGCCUACCAUCAGUAACACACUACGCCGCCAGGGACUCAAAUCCUGCAGUGCCAGAUGUGUCCCCCUGCUGAAGCCAGUACAUGUCCAGGCCCGUCUGAAGUUUGCUAGAGUGCAUUUGGAUGUUCCAGAAGAGGAUUGGGAGAAUGUCAUAUGGUCAGAUGAAACCAAAAUAGAACUUUUUGGUAAAAACUCAACUCGUCGUGUUUGGAGGACAAAGAAUGCUGAGUUGCAUCCAAAGAACACCAUACCUACUGUGAAGCAUGGGGUGAAAACAUCAUGCUUUGGGGCUGUUUUUCUGCAAAGGGACCAGGACGACUGAUCCGUGUAAAGGAAAGAAUGCAUGGGGCCAUGUAUCGUGAGAUUUUGAGUGAAAACCUCCUUCCAUCAGCAAGGGCAUUGAAGAUGAAACGUGGCUGGGUCUUUCAGCAUGACAAUGAUCCCAAACACACCGCCCGGGCAACGAAGGAGUGGCUUCGUAAGAAGCAUUUCAAGGUCCUGGAAUGGCCUAGCCAGUCUCCAGAUCUCAACCCCAUAGAAAAUCUUUGGAGGGAGUUGAAAGUCCGUGUUGCCCAGCGACAGCCCCAAAACAUCACUGCUCUAGGGGAGAUCUGCAUGGAGGAAUGGGCCAAAAUACCAGCAACAGUGUGUGAAAACCUUGUGAAGACUUACAGAAAACGUUUGACCUGUGUCAUUGCCAACAAAGGGUAUAUAACAAAGUAUUGAGAAACUUUUGUUAUUGACCAAAUACUUAUUUUCCACCAUAAUUUGCAAAUCAAUUCAUUAAAAAUCCUACAAUGUGAUUUUCUGGAAAAAAAUUUUCUCAUUUUGUCUGUCAUAGUUGACGUGUACCUAUGAUGAAAAUUACAGGCCUCUCUCAUCUUUUUAAGUGGGAGAACUUGCACAAUUGGUGGUUGACUAAAUACUUUUUUUCCCCACUGUAAGUGAAAAAAAUAUGAAAUAUAGCUCGCUCUCGCUCUCUUGCUUCUUAAUUUUUUAAGAAAUGAAUUUGUUCAAAACUGUUCAACUAUUGUCUUUCUCUCUCUUUCAGUAAACUACUCACCACAUUUUUUGCACUGCAGUGCUAGCUAUCUGUAGCUUAUGCUUUCAGUACUAGAUUCAUUUUCUGAUCCUUUGAUUGGGUGGACAACAUGUCAGUUCAUGCUGCUGCAAGAGCUGUGAUCGGUUGGAUGACGAAUAAUUACUGUGUAAGUCUAUGGAAGGGGGUGAGAGCCACGAGCCUCCUAAGUUUUGUAUUGAAGUCAUUGCACCUAGAGGAGGACAGUAACUAGUUGUCCUGCGGCUACACCAUGGUGCUACCUUACAGAGUGCUGUUGAGGCUACUGUAGACCUUCAUUGCAAAACAGUGUGUUUUAAUCAAUUAUUUGGUGCUCUGACUAUAUUUAUAGUUUUAUCCAAAAAGGAUACCUUUUUAAAUGUUUCACUAUUUUUAUUUGUAUGAAAUUGGUCCUCCUCUGAAAUGCCUCCACUGGUAGGAACUAGGCUACUGGGGCCUGUAUUGGUUGACAGUAGCAGAACUAUGUAUUAGACUAGAUGAUGAACCAUGCUUCUGCUGUGGUUGUAGGAAACAGAAGGAGGUGGAGGAGGAGGAAAAGGUGCGGAGAAAAGAGGAGAGGAUACGGAAACGAGAGCAGAAGCUGAGAGAGAAGGAGGAGAAGAGGAACAUAAAGAAGGUGAAGAGGAGGCAGGAGGCGGAGCAGAAGAAGUUGCAGAUGAAGAUCGCGGCGGAGGAGAGAAGGCUGUUGUUAGCUCAGAGGAACCUGGAGUCUAUACGCCUUAUCGCUGAACUACUGAGCAGGGCCAAGGUACACACACGACUACAGACACUUGAUACAUGGCGCCAUUGAACAUUCAAUACGGAAACAUGCUGAUAGGAACCACUUAAUAAUUUCUCUCUCCCUUCCCUCAGGCUCUGAAACAGCAGCAGCAGGAGAAAGAGAGAGCGGCGAGAGAGGAGCGAGAGAAGGAGGAGUUAGCCAGGCAGAAGGAGGAGUUUGCCAGGCAAAAGGAAGAGUUAGCUCGGCAGAAGCAGCUGAAGGCCUGCAGGCGGGAGCAGGAGGCGGAGCUGAGACGUGUGGAGUUAGAGAAGGGGCGUGCCUUGGAUCUGCAGCGCAGAGAGCGAGAGCUGAGGGAGAGACUGGUUGGUAAUCUGCUGAAGAAGGCUGGAGGAGAGGGAGAGAACCAGACCUCCACCACCCAGCCGUCAGCCCUGACCAUGCCCAGGGGAGACAGCUCCGACCUGGGGAAGACGGCCAGGGCCCUGGGUGUGAACGGGGUUAGACCAAGGGGAGAGGAGAGACCCAGAGCUACCGUACGAUCACACGUCCACGAGAAACAGAUGGGAGAGAGGGGGGAGAGGCGAGGAGAAUGGGAGGAGAGGAGAGGAGAAUGGGAGGAGAGGAGAGGGGGCAGAAAGGACAGGAAAGGAGGCAUGGAGGAGAGGAGCGGUUAUGGGUUGAGAAGCAGAGCGGUGAGGGAGAGGAGUCGGUCCCACAGCCGGGGCAGGAGGAGGUACAGCCACAGCUGGAGACGCAGUGGUAGCAGGAGAAGAAGAAGCUCUAGUAGAAAGAGGAGUGAUAGUCGGAGGAGGAGAAGCGAUAGCAGACGGAGGAGAAGGCGUAAUUCUAAGAUGAGAAGCUAUAGCAGGAGGAGGAGUGGUAGUCGUAUCCACAGGAGACGCAGUCACCAUGGACGGGGCCGCAGCAGCAGGAGCACCAGCCGUGAUUGGAGCAGAAGCUCUAGUGGGAGGAGCCACAGCAGAGGGAGGAGGAGCCAUAUACAUAGUCGACAUAGAGACAGCAGAUCUAGUAGCAGCAGCUCUAGGAGUAGAGAGAGGAGCUGGGAGAAAGACAGGAGCAGGGAGAAAGAGAGGAGCAGGGAGAAAGAGAGGAGCAGGGAGAAAGACAGGAGCAGGGAGAAAGACAGGAGCAGGGAGAAAGACAGGAGCAGGGAGAAAGACAGGAGCAGGGAGAAAGACAGGAGCAGGGAGAAAGACAGGAGCAGGGAGAAAGAGAGGAGUAGAGACGGGAGCAGCGAUCAAGACAGGGACUCCAGGAAGCGUAGUGGUAGUCGUUCUCAUUCCAGACGACACUAA
Coregonus sp. 'balchen' is the source of this 9776-nucleotide messenger RNA. The record is from the annotation of a GenBank genome assembly. Lineage: Eukaryota; Metazoa; Chordata; Actinopteri; Salmoniformes; Salmonidae.